AUGGUUGAAGAGAACAGAAAUAAUGGACGACGGCUUCCGGCUUGUGAAAGGUGUCGUAUCAGGAAGACUAAGUGUGAUUCACAGCUUCCAUCGUGCUCCAAUUGUGUGAAGGCUGGGGUUGAAUGUAUGAAUAAAGAUAAAGUUUUGGGUAGAGCUGUAACAAGAAGCUGUGUUUGUUCUUUAGAGGAACGAAUUCGAACGUUUGAAGGUAAUCAGAUAUCGUUUGAGCACCAGUCAGAAGCUGGACAGGAUAGACAUAAACGAGCUAGAUUAUCAAAUAACCGAGAUCAAGACACUUCAAAGGCCCAAUCAUCAUUCCCAGGAACCAUUGGAACUCCAUCACUCUCCCAAACUCAACUGUGUUCAAGCCCAUCAGUAUCACUCAGUGAUCUCUCAUCAUCUUCUUUGAAUGAUGAAGACGAAGGUACUGCCCAAAGCACGAUGGAUACAUUACUUGCCACAACUUUUUCUGGAGGGCCUGCAACACAUGUCAGUGAUGACCUUGAUAGCCAGAUCCGGCAAUAUUCUAGCCCUUCUUCUCGACAAAGUGCUAGAGAAAUAUUUAUCGAAAAGGAAAAUAUGGCUAUUGCUAAGCUAGGGCGGGAUUUCAUGAAACAAGGACGUCGGAAUAACUCUAAAAAUAGGAUUACUGAUAUUACAGCGUACGAUUAUAAUAUCCUCGUUAGAUUGGCAAAGCGAUAUUUUACAUGGAUGAACAGUGCCCACCCCGUAUUACAUGAGUGUAUGUUUCAUCUCCAACUAGAGAAAUGCCGAAACAGACCCAAAGAAGCUUCAUUAAUAGACCGUUUUCAGGUAAAUAUGGUCAUAGCCAUUUCUCUUGCAUCAAUAGGUCGACCACAUCUGUCGAUUUCUGAGAUUGGACGAAUUGCAAAUGAUUUCUGGAAAUCGGCGACAAAGAUUCGUGGUCGAGUACUAUUUGGUGGUGGAAUUAAAAAGCUUCAAAAUAUAUUACUAUUAUUGCAGUACACUCUUUUGGUUCCCAAGGCUGGAAAUUUGUGGCAGCUUUCGGGUUCAGCUAUGAGAUUUGCAACUGAAAUGGGACUUUACGCUGAGCCCAAUCCAUCCCAAGAUUUUGACCCUCUCAGUAUGGACCUUCGCCGACGCAUAUUCUGGACUUGCUACUGUAUUGAUCGUAUUCUCGCUACGGUAAUGGGAAGACCUACUGGAAUACCUGAUACUUGGAUAUCUGCAAGAUGCCCAGCUUUGGUUGAGGAUAAGCUAAUAACUGUACAUGGAGUAGAGCGAGGUCCUAUCUGUCACCUAAAAGUUGCCCAAAUUCAGCAGAUUCGUAUAUAUCGACUACAAUCAGAGAUUCACAAGCGUUUAUACGCGCAUGCAAAUCACAACAAGUUACCUCAAAGAGAUAUGACUACCUGGACUUGGCAGAUGUAUGAUCAACUUAGGCUUUGGCGUAGUAGCUUUUCCUAUCCUACGCCAUUAAUAACUAAGGAGUGGACAGAGUUGCAAUUUCAUAUUGCUGUAGUUUUACUUUUCCGCCCUUCGCCUAAUCGUUCAAAGCUAUCUGAUGAAGCACUACAUGUUGCUUUCCACUCUGGGGGGGAGGUCAUGAAAUUAGUCAAAGUUAUGCAUAGAGAAUGUUCUGCAGUGUUUUCAUGGCUCACAGUACAAAACCUUUUUAUGUGUGGAUUAACAUUCAUUAACUCAUUGAAAGAACUUGCUGAACGGCAAACUUCUCAUCAAUUAUGUGUAUCCUUUAUCGAGAUUUUUCUACAGAUACAGUCUUGUACUGCAAUGCUUGAAACGUUGUCAGCAUUAGAAGCAGGGGCGAACGAACGAAUAAGGAAUGCUUUUGAAAUGAUCUCUUCAAACGUUCUUCAAAAUAUCACUAGUAUCGCUCCCUCUUUACCACAACAAUCUGGUCACGAAGAAUGUAUCUGGAGCCAAAUUGCAAAAUUAGAUAACAUUUCGUUAUCGAGGCCGACACAAAUUGAAGGUUAUUCUGUUCCUGUUCUAGAAUAUUCGAUUAUUCUUCAAGAAACAGAUAUACAAGGCUGGAAAAGCUCUAAUAGCUAUGAUGAUGAGCAUUUUUCUGAACAUGAUAUUGAUGCAUCUACAAGUAACGGUAUGCUUGGUUUACCAUUAAAUACAGAUUUAUAUACAGUUAUGAAAGGGUACCGACCACAUCAUAAUUUGGAGUCUUCAUCUCAUAUAGGGCGUUCAUCAAAUGAUAGGAUUCAAGCUCUAGGCAAUCAAAAAAAUUACGAGACAAAUUCCGAUGGAUCUAUGCCACCCAUGGCCGCACAUGAGGAUCCUAGUUUGGAAAGAUUGGCUGCAAUUUCUAAUGUUGCUGCGGAGGCCGAACCAAUUCGUGAUAUAGGUACGUUUUCUGAUUGGUCUGAAGCUAAUUUAGGUGCUGAAUUAGAGCGUUGGUUCCUUUAUCCUUUACCUGAAGCAAGUGAGCAAUUCAGUCUAUGA
This is a messenger RNA of Debaryomyces tyrocola, 2457 nucleotides long. The record is from the annotation of a GenBank genome assembly. NCBI's taxonomy places the organism in Eukaryota, Fungi, Ascomycota, Pichiomycetes, Serinales, Debaryomycetaceae.